UGCAAGGGCGUCCCCUGGAAUUCUAAACGUAAUGACGGGGAAGUGGGUUGCCAAUGACCUGCAGUAACCAUUCACAGACCUUGCCCCCGCCCCGAAAAAAUAUUUCUGCGGACACUCUUGAAAGGGACUUCCUCCGUUCAAGCCGUAUAAUUUGCAGCUGAUAAAAAGGCCGGGAGCUUUACCAACAGCCGCUGCGAAGCCGGACGCUCCUGGUGUAACAACCACGAAAGGGUGAGGCUGCGCGGCUUUCAGAGGACCCGGAAGCAGAGAGGCGACGUCGGUGGCAGAGGCCGGAUCGCGGUUUGUACGAGGAAAAGGGCUUUCCUGCCUAGCGCCGCCCCGCUGCGCCGGGGGCUUCUCGGAGCUGUUUUGCAUCACUGCGCGUUCGCACGUAGCCAUGGAACCCGCGAGACGCCUCGGAGCCUCUCGCUGAGCUGGUUCCCCGGGCUGGGCCGAAUCUCAGGGCUGCUUCUCGCGCGGGGCUCGUUGGAAAUGGCAGCAGAAGCGGCGGCCGGGGAAGCCUCGGAGAGGCAUUGCUGGGUCUGUUUUGCCACCGAGGGUGAUGACCGGUCAGCCGAGUGGGUCUGCCCUUGCCGUUGCAAAGGCUCCACCAAAUGGAUCCACCAGGCCUGCCUCCAGCGGUGGUUGGACGAGAAGCAGAAAGGCAACAGCACAAGCAGCGUGAGCUGCCCACAGUGUGGCACAGAGUAUAGCAUUGUCUUCCCCAAACUAGGCCCCUUGGUGUAUUUCCUGCAACAAGUGGACCGUGUUUUAUCCAAAGUGAGCCCCUUUGCUGCAGCUGGCAUUGUGGUGGGGACGCUCUACUGGUCGGCGGUUACUUAUGGGGCUGUCACUGUCAUGCAGGUUGUCGGUCAUAAAAAGGGCUUGGAUGUGAUGGAGCGGGCAGACCCCCUCUUUUUGCUCAUGGGGCUUCCCACCAUCCCUGUCAUGCUGGUGUUGGGCAAGAUGAUCCGCUGGGAAGAUUAUGUGCUGCGGGUGUGGCGGAAAUACUCUAGCAAGCUCCAGGCCCUGCAGGCCUUGGUGCCAGGGAUUGGCCGUCCUGUUCCGCAGAUCCCCUUCGCCGAGUCACGCUACCAGAGUGACCACCUGUCCAUCUCGCGCACACUCUGCGGGGCCCUGAUCUUCCCUACCAUUGCCAACCUAGUUGGCAGGGUCACCUUCCGCAGGGUGAACUCCAGCCUCCAGCGUACCAUCCUGGGAGGCAUUGCUUUCGUCGCCAUCAAAGGAGCCUUGAAGGUCUACUUCCGCCAGCAGCAGUACUUGAUCCAAGCCAAUCGGCGCAUCCUCAACUUCGUAGAGAAGAGGGACAUGGAAAAGGACCCUGCUCAGCUUGAGGAGGACAGCGGCAGCGAAGCAGGGCUCAGCUAGGGUGCACCCAAGGGACCCCACUUGCUUCAAAGCUCUUUAAAAGAAACCAGAUUCCUUUCCGGGAUAGAUUUUAGGCCAAUUGGUUCCACUCCCAAGAGGAAGCGCCAACAGAUGCGCUGGGCUUAGGUCCCGGGGAGGGUGGAGAGGGAGGGAGAGAGAGAGAUGCUGGCUUUAGGUUGGACUGGCCAAAGGAAAGUGCCUUCGUUCAGCCUGGCCGUUUGGCCCUGUGCAGCCUAGUUCCUUCCCCCGUCUUCAUUUUUGAAUCCUGUAAGCCAUGAGUGAAAUAAAACAAAAGAAGGUGUCCUCUUCAUGA
Messenger RNA from Rhineura floridana, 1702 nucleotides. Its product is annotated as E3 ubiquitin-protein ligase MARCHF5-like. The transcript has 6 exons. The record is from RefSeq and is a predicted model, not a curated record. NCBI's taxonomy places the organism in Eukaryota, Metazoa, Chordata, Lepidosauria, Squamata, Rhineuridae. Gene Ontology annotation, molecular function: zinc ion binding. The coding region runs from base 493 to 1389 and encodes 298 amino acids.